This is a messenger RNA of Sitophilus oryzae (rice weevil), 841 nucleotides long. RefSeq names its product protein takeout-like. The transcript has 6 exons. Bases 79 to 816 code for a protein of 245 amino acids. Lineage: Eukaryota; Metazoa; Arthropoda; Insecta; Coleoptera; Curculionidae. The record is from RefSeq and is a predicted model, not a curated record.
UAGUUCCCAACUUAAUGGACCGGCUUGCUACUAUAUAAAUAUCGUAGACAUCGUCAGUAGCUUAAAGUCAACGCAAAAAUGUUGUACUUCAGUAUUAUUGUGGUCUUGUGUUUAAGUGUAGUAUACGGAGCGAAAAAUCUUCCUGACUACAUCGUAGCUUGCAAGAGAUAUGAUCCCAAUUUAAAUAACUGUGCAGCAAAAAAUGCAAAUAAUGGGUUGCCUCGUUUGCUUAAAGGUGAUAAAGAAUUCAAAACGCCGAAUCUGAUUCCCUUGAAGGUGCCCGAAUUGGAAAUGAAAAGCGGAAAUAACCUUAAGAUCAUCAUGAAGGAUUUGGUGAUAGAUGGCCUAGAGGCAGCUAAGAUAAAUACAAUUGAAAUAGAUCCAAAGAAGCAAAACGUCAUAAUAACCGUUUAUGUUCCUUGGUUGAGUAUCGGCAGUGACUAUACCAUUUCCGGACAAAUUCUGAUCUUGCCCAUAAGCGGAAGUGGUCCAGCUAAUAUGACGUUCUAUGACAACACGUUUGUAUAUAAUUUUGAUUACGAGACGUACAAGAAGAAAGAUGGUAAAGAGUACAUAAAAAUCGCUAAGAGUUCCACGGACAUCGAUAUCAAAAGGUCGUACUUUAAUCUGGACAAUUUGUUUAAUGGAAACAAGGAAUUAGGUGAAAAUAUGAACAAAUUUUUGAACGAGAACUCUCAAGACGUAGUGAAAGAAUUAGGCUAUCCAGUCGUAGCUGAAUUGGUCCAAGUCAUUGUGAAUCAAGUAUUCAAUGCUUUCCUUAGGGUGGUUCCUUACGACGAAAUACUGAUACCGUAAUAUAAAAUAUUUAUUUUCUGUUAAA